AUGGCUCCUACUUUCAACGUUACAGACAUUGCUGAGUCUUCAUGGUCCAAAGAGGUGGCAACCCUGACCGUAACCGACGACCCUGCGUUGAAACUCGAUCAACUACCGGUCAUUGACGCGGUUUUGUUGAGUCAUGAGGAUCACUUCGAUAAUUUGGACGAUUUCGGCCGCCAACUCCUACAUGGACGCCUCGUGUUCACAACAAUGGAUGGCGCGAAGAACCUGGCCCCGCGGCCUGCAGCCCAAGGAAUGAAGCCCUGGGAGACGAUUGAGACCACGAUCGCGGGAAAGAAAUUCACAUUGAUUGCUACCCCGACUCAGCACAUCCCUGGAAACGAAUGCACGGGAUUCAUCGUCACCGGAGAAGACUUCGGAUAUAGCCGAGACGGUCUGCUUAACGCGAUUUACUUCACUGGUGACACAGUCUAUAUUGAGGAGCUCAAAGAGAUUAGAAACCGAUACCACAUCAAGGCGGCUGUGAUGAACCUGGGCAAUGCUCAUGCACCCAACUUUGCUGAUCUAAGUGCUCCUCAAAUCCAAAUCACUAUGGACGGCAAGUCUGCCGCUAGACUGUUCCGCGAAAUCAAAGCUGAUGUUUUGGUCCCAAUGCAUUACGAAUCUUGGGGUCACUUCACUCAGUUUGGAGCUGAGUUGCGCCAGGUUUUCAAGGAGGAAGCAAUUAGUGAUAAGAUUUGUUGGCUCAAGGGAGGGGAGAAGAUUUCGGUUUUUUGA
Messenger RNA from Penicillium argentinense, 732 nucleotides. RefSeq names its product MBL fold metallo-hydrolase. Lineage: Eukaryota; Fungi; Ascomycota; Eurotiomycetes; Eurotiales; Aspergillaceae. The coding region runs from base 1 to 732 and encodes 243 amino acids. The transcript has 2 exons. The record is from RefSeq and is a predicted model, not a curated record.